Bipolaris maydis ATCC 48331 is the source of this 970-nucleotide messenger RNA. RefSeq lists its product as uncharacterized. The record is from RefSeq and is a predicted model, not a curated record. NCBI's taxonomy places the organism in Eukaryota, Fungi, Ascomycota, Dothideomycetes, Pleosporales, Pleosporaceae.
AUCAAACAACAUUUCAGAACUCAUCUAGUUCUAGCUUAUAAUCUCUCUACACGCAUUUGCCUGCCUAUAGCCUGUUAAGUUUGUCCAGUGGAUCUCCAAGCCUUUAACUGCAUCCUGCUCAAGCCGCAUGCUAUCCAUGUUUGCCGACUCCACCCUUCCGCGUCCACCUGUUCCGCAAUGAUCCACUAGAGUGCCGAAGUAAAUUUCUUCGUCGUGCUGUGCCGGCACUUGCUUUGACUCGCACUGCACUUCGUCUCCCUUCUUCCGUCGCGCUUCGUCCUCCCAUCGCAUGCGACCUCCUUAUCCACUCCGUCCGCGAUAUCAUUUCUGUGGUUAGCCACGAUGAGCCAUAUUGCUCCAAAGCGGGUUGUCCUCCGAUGUCGCGAACAAUACUUCAGAGAGCACGGGCGAAUGGUUGAGACUUUCCUCGAAUCGCAAAACCUCCUAGAUAUAGAGGACUAUGGGAUACAUAUAUGUGGAGAUCCAUAUUCUCCUACUACUCUAUAUCUCGUCCUCGAUCUCUACUGCAGGGAGGUCCCGAUUGUUGAUCUCAGCAACUUAGAACUCCAAGUCUUCAAAGUCUCAAAAAACAAUACAUUUACUUUCAAAAACCUUGGUGAGAAUGCUAGCAAGAGAGCUUACGAACGUUCUCUUACACUAGAUUGGGGGGCGAACCAAUCUAAUCAGAGGAGUUAGAGGGCGUUACCCCCUUACAUAUAGGACAUUCCCCAGCUAGGUUUGUAUCUUGAGCGUCGCGCGUCAAUGGAAGGUCCCUCAAAAAACCAGACGGUGGCAUGCAUGGGUCUCUGUUAGGACGAUUCAGUGCUGUUGCACAAUAGACGAUGUGGUCUCGAUUCUCAUGGGGAGGGUUUCGUGUACAAGAUUGGUAUGUUUUACAAUUCCAAGAACACAUGUUUGCAAGCAGUAAAUAUGUUUUGGGGCUGAUGCAGAGUUGGUGGUGGAAAUGUUU